Molossus molossus (Pallas's mastiff bat) is the source of this 408-nucleotide messenger RNA. Its product is annotated as proteolipid protein 2-like. Bases 1 to 408 code for a protein of 135 amino acids. Gene Ontology annotation, cellular component: membrane. NCBI's taxonomy places the organism in Eukaryota, Metazoa, Chordata, Mammalia, Chiroptera, Molossidae. The transcript has a single exon. The record is from RefSeq and is a predicted model, not a curated record.
AUGGCGGAUUCCAGCUCACCUCGACACUGCUGUGACACUUGCGUCAAUUUUUCGCGCACUCAAAGGGGAUUUCUCCUGCUGGCUGAGAUGAUAUUGUGCUUGGUGAUUCUGAUUGCUUUCAGAGGCUCAAAAAUAGAAUUCUUCUCCCUGUCAGGGAUUGAGUUUAACUUUGCUGUUCUGGACUUUAUGAUCUGCGUAUAUGGCCUGCACAAGAAGUCAACAUGCCUUAACUGGUCUGUGGUUGAAUUCAUACGAUCAUUUUCAGCAGCACUCCUCUACCUGAUCCUCUCCAUUCCUGACCUUGCUGCGCGAGGAAACAGCUCCAUAAUUAUCCAAGGGAUAGUGGGCCUACUUGCUACAUUCCUCUUUGGCUAUGAUGCCUUUUAUUCUAACCCCUUUAGGCAGUAA